AUGGGAUAUAGGAAUGUUAAGGAGUUGUGGUAUUCCCUGGGUGGUCGUGUAUUAGAAGAUAGGUUGGAAUUGUUAAGUGAUGACAUAGGAGCAAUGCAUAUCGUGAGCAUUGCGUUAUUGAAUGGUAAAGCUCAUUUGUUUGUGGUUCACAUGGUGUCCGAACCUGAUUAUAUUAAUAUGUUGCAAUAUGAUGUUGGUGAACAAGGUGAGGAUGAUGAAGAUGGUGAAGGUCAAGGUAAACUUAAAGAAGAGGUUAAAGAAGAACGUGGUGAGGAUGGUGAAGGUGAAGGUGGUGAAGAUGGUGAAGUUGGUGAAGUUGGAGAAGAUGGUAAAGGUGCUGAUGAUGGUGAAGUUGGAGAUGUUGGUGAUGAUGGUCAUGAGAUAGAAGAUGGUUUAUUUGUAGAAGUUGGUGAAGUUGGAGAAGAUGGUCAAGGUACUCAUGAUGGUGAAGUUGGUGAAGUUGGAGAAGAUGGUGAAGGUGUUGAUGAUGGUCAAGUUGGUCAAGUUGGAGAUGUUGGUCAAGUUGGAGAAGAGGGUGAAGGUGCUGAUGAUGGUGAAGUUGGUCAAGUUGGAGAUGUUGUUGAAGUUGGAGAAGAUGGUGAAGGUGCUAAUGAUGAUGAAGUUGGUCAAGUUGGAGAUGUUGGUGAAGUUGGAGAAGAAGGUGAAGGUACUAAUGAUGGUGAAGUUGGUCAAGUUGGAGAUGUUGUUGAAGUUGGAGAAGAUGGUGAAGGUGCUGAUGAUGGUGAAGUUGGUCAAGUUGGAGAUGUUGUUGAAGUUGGAAAAGAUGGUGAAGGUGCUGAUGAUGGUGAAGUUGGUCAAGUUGGAGAUGUUGUUGAAGUUGGAGAAGAUGGUGAAGGUGCUAAUGAUGAUGAAGUUGGUCAAGUUGGAGAUGUUGGUGAAGUUGGAGAAGAAGGUGAAGGUACUAAUGAUGGUGAAGUUGGUCAAGUUGGAGAUGUUGUUGAAGUUGGAGAAGAUGGUGAAGGUGCUGAUGAUGGUGAAGUUGGUCAAGUUGGAGAUGUUGUUGAAGUUGGAGAAGAUGGUGAAGGUGCUAAUGAUGAUGAAGUUGGUCAAGUUGGAGAUGUUGGUGAAGUUGGAGAAGAAGGUGAAGGUACUAAUGAUGGUGAAGUUGGUCAAGUUGGAGAUGUUGUUGAAGUUGGAUAA
This is a messenger RNA of Vigna umbellata (rice bean), 1161 nucleotides long. The record is from RefSeq and is a predicted model, not a curated record. Lineage: Eukaryota; Viridiplantae; Streptophyta; Magnoliopsida; Fabales; Fabaceae.